AUGGCAGCGCCAACGGAGAAGACUAAAGUAUAUCGACUUCGUAAUUUACCUACUCAUGUAGAUAGACAGUCGGCUGCCGAGCUUGUCUCGGCAUGUAUCGAAGGAGCCUUACCCCACGAUAUCCGCAUCUCUUCGUUAGCUUAUGCAGUCGAUCCAUGGGAACGACCGCCUACCAAGACAGCAACCUUGACAUUCGAAAAAGGCGACCUUACAACUCGCUUUAACUCUAAUAAUAGCGAAUGGAUAUUCAAGAAUUCUGCCCUAGCAAAGCCUCUCAUUCUUGAUAGCCAUUUCCGUGGUCUCACUCCGCUCAAUGAAGUAGCCCCUGAGAACCAUCAAUACGACUGCAUCGCUAUUUCUGGCCUUGCAAGCCACCCCUUUGGCUCAUGGCAACCCCAUGGGAGAGAUAAAUCCUUCAUGUGGAUCCGAGAUGAAUUGCCUCAGUUUCUUCCAACCGUACGGUUUAUUCUGUACGGAUAUGAUACGAUUCUCCGUCCGAGCACAUCUUUUCAGAGAGUCCCGGACCUCGCGAACUCGUUCAUUCACGUCUUAGAAGCAAAUGGAUGGACCUCACCAACAGCAAAACCGCUUUUAUUUCUUGCACAUAGCCUUGGCGGUGUUAUUUUAAAGCAAACUCUGUUGAUGCUUGCUGGAGCUGGACAGCAACAGGCAUCUGUCGCUAACUUAAUUCAGGGGGUCAUCUUUUUCGGCGUACCGAGUCAGGGUAUGGCCAUAGAUGAUAUCUUCAGAAUGCUCGGAGACCAACCAAACAAAGAUGCACUCAUUACCGAGAUCUCAACCGAGUCCGACUAUCUUUCGCAGCUUGAAAAGCGAUUUUCCGGAGUUUCCUUCGUGCGAGCAUUGAAAAUGUUUUGGGCAUAUGAGACUAAAAUGACACCGACUGUCGCAUCGUUAAGGAACACCUCCAGCCGAUCAGGACCAGAAACAGUGCUGGUAACUCGAGCUUCUGCCACGGGAGGACGUUGUUACGAAGAUCCUUCCCUAACAAUUCAGAUUGAUGAAAACCAUUCUGACAUUGUGAAAUUCACCCAUGGCGACCAUAGAAUCCGCAUAAUUGUGAAUAGGCUGGCAAACAUAUGUGGAAUACACCCAGUAUUUGAUCGGCCAAAUUCAAGCAUUAUCUCAAGAGGUAGUGUUUCAACUGACAGUAGAGGUAUUCGUAAUGAUUGGACGCAAAGUGUGAAAGACCAGCAAUUGGUCGUGAAUGGUACUGGAAAUCGAGUAUCGAUUCAAGACCCUAUUAUAUGGGAUAAUGAAGUCAUUCUGAGGUCCUUAUGCGCACCGGAGCGUGAUUUGCGUAUACAACAAAUCGAUCCUGCUGCCACUUACACUUUCGACUGGAUAUAUGACGAUGUUUCUAUCGUAGCAAACCCUUCAACGGAGCACACGGGAAUUAUGAUACAGGAUCAUCGCCGCGUCAAAGCUUUCCAUCUCGAAACCGUCGUGAUAAUGGACUUCCCCGGACGAGGGCGCGGCGGGCCGCUACCACACGAAGACGACGUCGGCGGUCAGGUUAAGCUGGAGGAAUAA
Daldinia childiae is the source of this 1551-nucleotide messenger RNA. RefSeq lists its product as uncharacterized. The coding region runs from base 1 to 1551 and encodes 516 amino acids. NCBI's taxonomy places the organism in Eukaryota, Fungi, Ascomycota, Sordariomycetes, Xylariales, Hypoxylaceae. The record is from RefSeq and is a predicted model, not a curated record. The transcript is spliced from 5 exons.